Molecule: messenger RNA, 444 nt
Organism: Temnothorax curvispinosus
Lineage: Eukaryota; Metazoa; Arthropoda; Insecta; Hymenoptera; Formicidae
Product: NADH dehydrogenase [ubiquinone] 1 alpha subcomplex subunit 7-like
Exons: 3
Coding region: 1-312 (103 amino acids)
Biological process (GO): mitochondrial electron transport, NADH to ubiquinone; ATP synthesis coupled electron transport
Cellular component (GO): mitochondrial inner membrane
Source: RefSeq, a predicted model, not a curated record
AUGCUGGCAUACUUUAAUGCGACGACAACCGAUAAUGCACGUCUGAAAUUUCAUUGUUCUUUAUAUUCUCUGCAGAGAAAAAUUGUGCAAGGCCUCAGGUACGCGGAUGAACAGGCAAAGCGUACUCAACCUCCGCCGGACAUACCGGGAGGCCCGUAUCACAAAACUUCGCAAAUUUACUACUACCUCCGAGAUGCGAGACGUGAAGUUCAACAACCGAUGUUGAUUGCUGGCUCGAAGCAAAUUGGUACAGAGAAGAAGCCUCUUACCGACCAGAAAUACAUUACCCCGGGGAAAACUUAUAAUUUCUGAGUUCUGAACUUCUCAGAGUCUCAAGUCUAGCUGUUGGUUGCCUCGUGCUGCAAACACAUUGAUUAAUAUUGUUCAAUGACAAGUUUGCUUAGCUACUGUACAUAGAGAAUAAAUUAAACUGUUUUUUUCGUU